GGUUUAAGCCCAGAUUAUUAUUUGCAAGCCCAGUUGAGGCCCAAAUUGGAACUAUAAAUUUUUCAUAAACCCUAACCGCCAUUUUUCUUCCUUCAGCUCUCAGUGUAGCGGCACUUUUUCACCUUCAAAUUUCUGGUGCACCAAGUGGUGAAAAAUGCAGAUCUUUGUGAAGACCCUGACGGGCAAGACUAUUACCUUAGAGGUAGAGUCAUCAGACACCAUUGACAAUGUUAAGGCUAAGAUUCAAGACAAGGAAGGCAUUCCACCAGACCAGCAGCGAUUGAUUUUCGCCGGUAAGCAGCUCGAGGAUGGCCGAACGCUAGCUGACUACAACAUCCAGAAGGAGUCCACCCUCCACCUUGUCCUCCGUCUCCGUGGUGGUGCCAAGAAGCGUAAGAAGAAGACUUACACCAAGCCUAAGAAGAUCAAGCACAAGAAGAAGAAGGUUAAGCUCGCUGUCCUCCAGUUUUACAAGGUUGAUGAUUCUGGCAAGGUUCAGAGGCUCCGCAAGGAGUGCCCCAACGCUGAGUGUGGCGCUGGAACCUUCAUGGCUAACCAUUUUGACAGGCACUAUUGUGGUAAAUGUGGGCUUACCUAUGUUUACCAGAAGGCUGGUGGUGAUUAGAUAAGUGCUAGUUUGGCUAUUACUUUAUCUUAGAUUUUGCCCACAUUUGUGUCCCUAUACUCUCCUUUCAAUGUCUUGUUUGUGACAAGAUGGGAUUAUGUUUGCAGCUUAUAAAAAGCCAUGGAUUUUGUCAGCUAAAAUAUUUUUCACCUCUU
Solanum pennellii is the source of this 780-nucleotide messenger RNA. RefSeq names its product ubiquitin-40S ribosomal protein S27a-like. Gene Ontology annotation, cellular component: nucleus; ribosome; cytoplasm. Gene Ontology annotation, biological process: modification-dependent protein catabolic process; protein ubiquitination; translation. Gene Ontology annotation, molecular function: ubiquitin protein ligase binding; structural constituent of ribosome; protein tag activity. Bases 155 to 625 code for a protein of 156 amino acids. The record is from RefSeq and is a predicted model, not a curated record. The transcript is spliced from 2 exons. NCBI's taxonomy places the organism in Eukaryota, Viridiplantae, Streptophyta, Magnoliopsida, Solanales, Solanaceae.